AAUCCCCGUUGAUCAAAGCGGAACUUAAGAAUCCUCGUCACAUGUUUCUUUGGGGACACUUACAGGGGACGUACCGAUUCGUCGUCAACACCAACAAAUAAGGGUCAGACACACCUGUGAGGUGAGAGUGACAGACAGCAGCAGUGGAGCAUGAAUGUGAACCAGGGGACGGUGGGCAGCGACCCGGUCAUCCUGGCCACGGCUGGAUACGACCACACGGUCCGGUUCUGGCAGGCUCACAGUGGGAUCUGCACCAGGACGGUCCAGCACCAGGACUCUCAAGUGAAUUCUCUUGAGGUCACACCUGACAGGAGCAUGAUCGCAGCUGCAGGAUAUCAGCACAUCCGCAUGUACGACCUAAAUUCAAACAACCCCAACCCGGUAAUCAACUACGAUGGCGUCAGCAAAAACAUCACGUCCGUGGGCUUCCAUGAAGACGGUCGCUGGAUGUACACGGGAGGAGAAGACUGCAUGGCGCGCAUAUGGGACCUCAGGUCAAGAAACCUACAGUGUCAGAGAAUAUUUCAGGUCAACGCUCCGAUCAACUGUGUGUGCCUGCAUCCCAACCAGGCAGAGCUGAUGGUUGGAGACCAGAGUGGUGUGAUCCACAUCUGGGAUCUGAAAACCGACCACAAUGAACAGCUGAUCCCCGAGCCAGAGGUCUCGGUCAACUCGGUUCACAUCGACCCAGACGCGAGCUACAUGGCGGCGGUCAACAGCUCGGGAAACUGUUACGUGUGGAACCUCGCUGGAGGAAUCGGAGAUGAGGUGACGCAACUCAUUCCCAAGACUAAAAUCCCCGCACACAAACGCUACUCGCUCCGCUGCAAAUUUAGCCCUGAUUCCACGCUGUUGGCCACCUGCUCUGCAGACCAGACCUGUAAGAUCUGGAGGACGUCCAACUUCUCUCUGAUGACAGAGCUGAGCAUCAAGAGCAACAAUCCCGGGGAGACGUCCAGAGGCUGGAUGUGGGACUGCGCUUUCUCUGGAGACUCCCAGUACAUCGUCACUGCCUCUUCAGACAACCUGGCUCGCCUGUGGUGCGUGGAGACCGGCGAGAUCAAGAGGGAGUACAGCGGGCACCAGAAGGCCGUGGUGUGUUUGGCCUUUAACGACAGCGUGCUGGGCUGAAGAGGAGGAGGGAGACGGGAGAUCACAGACACUCUGCGGAGGUAAACAAGGACAGACGAGAAAGAGACUCUUUGACAAGAUGUGCCUCAGCACCCUGAGGUGGGGGUGGGAUGUGACGGAAUCCAUUUGCCUGGAGAAAAGAGGAAGAUGAGGCUCCUCGGUGUCAGGUGCGUCUAAGUGUUCAGCACAGAAUGAACAUUUAGAAGAUACUCCAAGUUGAAUGGCCAAUCACAGCAGUUUACUCCAGACAGGAAACCUUCUGUACCCAUAUUAUCAAACGUUUGAAUAAAAUGCAUCAUAACUACACCAUACAAGCCCUUUUUCAACCCUUUGUUUUUAUAGUGCACAUUAUUUAUGUCACCUAAAGGACCACACCGCUCACAUGAACUAAGAUAAUGUACAUUCAUUUGUUCUGCUGGCUUUUAUUCUACAGCAUGUCAUCGUGUACCAUCUUGGCGGGCUCUCUCAUAAAAGAGUUUUUAAUCUGAAGGGAGACCCCACUGAAUCAAAUAAAACUUAAAAAAAAAAUGAAA
Molecule: messenger RNA, 1664 nt
Organism: Labrus bergylta (ballan wrasse)
Lineage: Eukaryota; Metazoa; Chordata; Actinopteri; Labriformes; Labridae
Gene: mlst8
Product: MTOR associated protein, LST8 homolog (S. cerevisiae)
Biological process (GO): regulation of actin cytoskeleton organization; TOR signaling
Cellular component (GO): TORC2 complex; TORC1 complex
Molecular function (GO): protein binding
Source: RefSeq, a predicted model, not a curated record